AAACACACAACAGCUUGUUGCGCCACGUUCUAGUUGGCAAUGUUUGGAUGAAUUUGCAAGUGCAUCGAUAAGCGAAAGGAUGACCGAUAAGAGUAAGGUGCAAAAUGCAUGUGUUAUCGUCCUGGGCGACAUUGGGCGCAGCCCCCGCAUGCAGUACCAUGUGAAGAGCCUGUCUGAGAACGAUUUCUCGGUGGACUUCAUCGGAUACGUACAAUCGCCACCGUUGGAAGAAAUCAGAGCCAGUCCCAAUGUGCGAAUACACGAGCUGAACCCGUUCCCGGAGCUGGAAUUGCCGAACAUUCUGAAGUACAUCUUUAAAACGAUAUGGCAAGCGUUAGGUUUGCUCAUUACUCUAAUCAGCAUACGGAAGCCGAAAUUUAUUCUUUGCCAAAAUCCUCCGGCCAUCCCGGCGAUCAUUGUGGCAUACCUCUAUUGCUUGUUUGCCCGCUCGAAGCUGAUUAUUGAUUGGCAUAACUACACGUAUUCGAUUUUGGAACUUGAGGCGCCAGACUCACUGAUCGUACGAGUUGCGAAAAAGGUGGAAUCAUUCUUUGGCGCAAGGGCAGCCGACGGGUUUUGCGUCACUAAAGCGAUGAAAGAUGAUCUUUACACGCGUUGGAAUGUUAGAGCAACUGUACUGUACGACCGGCCACCACAGCAAUUCCAGAGCAUCUCGAUCCAGGACAAGCAUAACCUGUUUUUGCGCCUUGGAGAAAGUGUCAGCGCCUUCCGCACCGCACAAGACGCAGCGGGUGAAGAUAUUGUAGAGUGUACGGCGUUCACCACCAAGCACCGUAAUGGCGAGAUCAAGCUUCGUGACUCAAGACCUGGCCUGCUGGUUUCCAGCACCAGCUGGACACCAGAUGAAGAUUUCAGUAUUUUGCUCAGCGCGUUGGAUCAGUAUGAGCGAGAAGCAUUAGCAAUGCCGGCGCACUACCCGAAUCUUGUGUGCAUUAUUACGGGCAAGGGGCCGCUUAAGGAAAAGUACCGCAAAAUUGUAGACUCAAAAUCGUGGAAGAUGGUGAAGCUGGAAAUGCCUUGGCUGGAGAAUGAAGACUAUCCAAAACUGUUGGCGAGCAGCGAUUUGGGCGUAUGCCUGCACUACAGCUCUAGUGGACUGGACUUGCCGAUGAAGGUCGUGGACAUGUUUGGCUGUGGACUGCCCGUUUGUGCCAUCCAUUUCGAUUGUAUCAACGAACUUGUGAAGCACGGUGAGAAUGGUUUCGUAUUUCAGCACCAUCAGGAGUUGUCGGAGCAAAUUGGCCGUUGGUUUUACGACUUCCCCAGUAACAUUGCCUUGGCGAACAUGAAGCAGGAUAUACAGAAGCAUCUGAAGCAGUUCCAAACGCUCAGAUGGACCGAGAAUUGGAGAAAUGUCGCAUUGCCAGUGUUUAAAAAAUAGGCUUAGUAAUGUAAGGAUUGUUCUUGUUGCUUAUUGUGGUUUUUUAGUAAGUAAUUAACAACGUUUGUAGGCAGUAAGAAAAGGACUGAUUUAAUAAAAUACCUUUUUUCCAAACGCAAA
Anopheles coluzzii is the source of this 1522-nucleotide messenger RNA. RefSeq names its product chitobiosyldiphosphodolichol beta-mannosyltransferase (gene Alg1). The coding region runs from base 80 to 1402 and encodes 440 amino acids. Lineage: Eukaryota; Metazoa; Arthropoda; Insecta; Diptera; Culicidae. The record is from RefSeq and is a predicted model, not a curated record. The transcript is spliced from 3 exons. Gene Ontology annotation, cellular component: endoplasmic reticulum. Gene Ontology annotation, molecular function: mannosyltransferase activity.